GAAAUUCCAAUCAGUCGAUACAGAGGUUGCAUUUGGAGAUUCAAAUGUUCAUGGACUGCGCUCCGCUGAACGAGAGAAACCUGGCGACGCUGGAACUGCGUCAGAGCAGUGAGCAGUUGGACAGAGUGGAGAGGAGAGGUUGACAAACGGAGGCCAUGAGACAAGGAGGACGAGCUGUGGCGAGCAGUGAGUGGAUCGAGCUUGUCGAUCGCUGUGCCGACGACACUUGGCUCAUGCCCACACAAGCUUCACAUCAGAGUCCACUUUCCUGUCUCUCUUUCGGUUCUACUUUCUCUUGCAAACUUCUGCUGCAGACAACUCGUUGCAAAGUCUUCGGGAGUUGCUCGGAAGGAGUGUCCAGCUCAAUCUCAGGUUCUGUGUACGAGGAGAUUCCAUGGCUUUAGUGCUCACCAUGGACUCGAUCACGGGAUCCAUAUGCCCGACUACAGACCGGGUUCAUUAUUGUCAGAGCUCUGAGUCAUCGGUUUCCUUACAGAAAAGACGGUCUACGAGGUGCAGUGGAUCAUAAAUCCGUCAGCGAAACAGUCGAUUUUGCAUCCUGUUUGGCUGAGUCUGAGUGGACGUUUUGACGUUUUGAACGAGAAGAGAAGAAUUGGGUUAAGUGGUAUUUAGUCAGUGCAGACGGGAGAUAUGAGCAGCAGGACGCUGCACAGAUUGGUGUCCGACACAGAGAGGGGUCUCUGUCAGAAGAAAGAUGCGGUGAAUCAGAACGUGGAGAAUGUUGAGAAUGAGGGCGCAGACGCAAGUGCGAAGCUGCGGGUUGUGCAGCCUACCGAAGCUUUGAAAGCCUUCUUUGACCGCAUUCCGUUGCAGUCUGUGCCAGGAAUCGACAACGUUGGAGUGAUCGAAGUGCAAGCAGAGCAGACAAUCGAAGAAGCAAUGAGACUUUUAUAUAAGCACGAUGUGCUGGGAGCCCCAGUGAUUGAUAACCCUAGAAGUGUGGAGAUCUCAUUGUCUGUGUCCGACCAGUAUGUCGGAGUAGUGGAUUUCGGGUCAAUGAUACUCUGGGCGCUAGAGGAGUUUGAAGAGGCAGAAACGCAAGCGCAAGUGAGAGGACUUUUGGUUGAGAAAAGCAGUGAAGACAGAUCAGGAUCUUCGCCUGAUGAAGUGAUAGAAGGUGUGCCCAAAGCAGCGGUACAAGACAAUGAUGAUUUCUGGUCACUUCUGACACGACUUGAGAACAUCGGUAGCUCAAAGAUUGGCGCUCUAGCUAGAUCUUUCAGAUGGGGUCCAUUUUUGCCUGUCUAUCCCGAUAAUUCGCUCCUCCACAUUCUGCUACUUCUCUCGAAGCACGGCCUGAAGGCUGCGCCUGUUGUGGAUCCCGAGGAAAACAAAGUUACAGCUUUCAUCACUCAGGAUGCUGCCAUGCAACUUCUUUUGCAGUGCAGCGGACUCUCUUGGUUCGAUGACAUCGCGAAUAAAAAGCUCAGUGAAUUCAGGUUCCAAGCUGAUCCGCCUCCAGGACAACUCAUCUCCAUAACCGGAGAUAAGCCCUUGUGCGAAGCCUUUCACUGUCUAUGGAAGUACAGAUUGAGUGCUGUGCCUGUUGUUGACCAAGAGACAAAGCAAUUGAUUGGGAGUGUUCGCAGCGAAGAUGCGAGGAUUCUACUUGAGAGCAAUGAACUGUUCAAGGGCAGGAGGAAGGUAACCAUCAACGAAUUCAUGAAAGCUGAUCUUCUUCCUAAGGAUGACGUCGAGGAAAGACAUAGAAGUGUUCUGGAGGAAGACCUUGGCAUAGCGAUCUCGGCAGCAACUCUGUCUCUCGGUUGCUUCAAGCUUCCUCCAAUGCGCGAGCCCGUCACAAGCACCAUGGACGACAACCUCAAGCAUACCAUAAAAAAGCUUGUUAGUGCUCGGGGUGAUCGCAGCUUCAUGAUCGACGAGAAUAGACGACUGAUUGGAGUUAUAACGCUAUGUGACAUUAUGUGCCAGUUCGCACCUCCUCUCGGCGAGCAACCGGAUCGCUGGGGGGACCUUUUCGAUAAUGCACUCUAAUGUGUACAUUAAACUUCAUUUUCCUGAUUUAAUUACGCAUACAACAUAUUGCUCAGUUGUAUCAUAUAUUUCCAGUUCAGUAAAGCAGCACUGUCUGUUGGUUUUAUCUGCUGACCGCGGGGUCUUGAUCUCGGCCUGCAACUAGCGGUCCCUCGCCCACCUCAAUACAGCCUGUGGCGACAAAAGUGUCUGAUCAGGGGUUCGAACCGCGGUCGUCUAGUGGGUGAGACUAGAAUUGAUUUAGGGUUGAAACUAACCGAGCCUCGUCUACCUCAGUCUUUCUCUGAGGAUGAAACUGGCCGACAAAUGUUCCGGCGACAAAAGUGUCUGCUUUAGGGCCCUCGGAUCGCUGACCUCUAGCGGUCUUCUCCGCUAACCGCGGAGAUUUGGUUCAAUGCAAAAUUGUCUGAUCCCGGGCUCGAACCGAGGACCUCUAGUGUGUGAGACU
Messenger RNA from Marchantia polymorpha subsp. ruderalis, 2464 nucleotides. Lineage: Eukaryota; Viridiplantae; Streptophyta; Marchantiopsida; Marchantiales; Marchantiaceae. The record is from the annotation of a GenBank genome assembly.